GGCCGUUACAAAUAACAAGGUAGUAGUAGGACGCUCGACCUCUCUCUGACUUGCACGAGGACUGACCGCUGUCCAGGUUGUCUUGGCUAAUAACAGAAUUUUGUCAAAAGUGUAAUGGCGGUUGCCCAGACCGUGUUUGUUGUCCUGUUGUCCGUACUGGGAGCGUAUAUUGGUCACCAAGUCUGGUUGACCUUCACCCGGCCGUCCGUAGAACACAUGGUGGUCAAGCAGCUGGUCGAGAAUGAGGAACUGGUGAAACACUCGGACGUUUUCACGAAGCGGGAGAUCGUCAAGGUUACCGAUAACGCCUAUAUGGCCAUAGGUUUCGCGCUUGGGAACUCAAUAAUGCUGAUAGCCCCAGAGGGUCUCAUCAUUGUCGAUGUCACUGAAAGUAUUGUAGCAGCUAAGGCUAUACUAGAGGAGUUCCGAAAGAUUUCUAAGAAGCCAAUCAAAGCCCUCGUCUAUACUCACAACCACGCUGAUCACAUCGGUGGUGCUCAGGCGUUUAUCGAGGACGUGAACCACCCACCGGAUAUAUGGGCACACGAACUGCUGCCGAACGAGGUGAACAAGUUUUAUACGGCAUCAUUUGGCGCCAAAUUCCAACGAUCCAUGCGACAGUUUGGCGUAUUUGUAAAGAAACGACUGAACGCGGGGAUAGGUCCGGUGGUCGAAUAUGGGACAGACGAUAACUCGUUUGGAUUUGUGAUGCCAAAUAAAUUCGUCAAUAAGCCGGAAACUCGAGCCACCAUUGCAGGUCUUGAAGUAACGAUAAUGCACAUCCCCGGUGAGACUAACGACCAGAUCGGGGUUUGGGUUCCAUCCUGGCGAAUGAUGAUGUCCGCAGAUGAUAUCUACAAGGCAUAUCCAAACAUCUACACCAUUCGGGGGGCCCCGGCCCGGGACCCCGUGGACUGGUAUACAUCCGUACAGAGAAUCAUUGAUUUGAAACCGGAGUAUCUUGUCCCGAGUCACACUCGCCCAGUGACAGGCAACGAGAACAUCAACGCCAUUCUGGUGCCUUACAGGGAUGGGAUCCAAUACAUACACGAUCAGGCUCUCCGCUUCAUCAACAAAGGCUACGUACCUGAUGACGUCGUCAAGUACGUCACACUUCCCAAAAAACUUGCCAUGCACCCUUACCUGCGGGAGUUUUACGGUACGGUAAAUUGGUCAGUGAAGGGUGUCUUUCAGCUGUAUUUGGGGUGGUUCAGUGGUGACCCCGUCGACCUUUUCCCCCUGUCGUCCUCAGACAAGGCUAAAAGAAUGGCGUCGAUGGCCGGUGGGAUAAACGGUCUCUUGGCGGAAGCCGUGCGCGCGUGGAACGACGAUGACGUCCAAUGGGCGUUAGAAUUAGCGUCAUAUGUUCUACACAUUGAUAAGGACAACACGGAUGCCAAGAAAAUAAAGGUUCAGGCUUUGACCUCUCUUGGGUCACAGCAGAUCAACGCCAUCGCUCGGAAUUACUACCUAACGGAAGCCAGAGAAGCGCUAGGGGAGAUAACUCUAGAGGUAAACGACCAGGGUCGGAAGGACAUGAUUGAAAGCCUCAGUAUGGAGAACCUGUUCCAUGCAAUGUCCACGCUGUACCGACCAGAAACGUGCGGCACCAAGGAAAUGCACGUGGUUUAUGCAUUUACUGACACGGGCACCACACUGUCUAUACAGCUACGGAAUGGCGUGGCCAUUGUUAGGGCAGACCACAUCCCCGCGCGGCCUCAUGUCAAGGUCGUUACUGCCGAGAGCACAUUGCGUGAUGCCAUGAUAAACAAAAUGACUACUCUUGGAAGUUAUCCUCAAACAGAAAUGCAAAUUGAAGGAGGAUUGAACAAACUGAAGGAGUUUAUGAACUGUUUUGAUAAAAGUUUCACGGACUGAUUUAUUCGGGGAAGGAAGCUUAGUACUAUUGCUACUAAUUAUAUCUAGAUAUUUAUACAUACGAAUAAACCUACCUUGUUUUAACUCGUAUAGGUACAUUGAUCGUUAGGGUGCUUGAUACUGCGUACAGAUUUGAUUUCGAU
Messenger RNA from Mizuhopecten yessoensis (Yesso scallop), 2021 nucleotides. Its product is annotated as alkyl/aryl-sulfatase BDS1-like. NCBI's taxonomy places the organism in Eukaryota, Metazoa, Mollusca, Bivalvia, Pectinida, Pectinidae. The record is from RefSeq and is a predicted model, not a curated record. Gene Ontology annotation, biological process: dodecyl sulfate metabolic process. The coding region runs from base 115 to 1878 and encodes 587 amino acids. The transcript is spliced from 5 exons. Gene Ontology annotation, molecular function: linear primary-alkylsulfatase activity; protein dimerization activity.